AUGAAAUUACUGUAUGUGCGCGGUAUUAUCAGAAACAUGUCCACUACUACAGACAAAAUGUUCAGGGUCUCGGGACGCUUUGGUGGAAAUCGCGAUGGGGAGGAGAAGGGAGAGGCAGGGAAGACGUCGAUGCUUGCCUGGGCUGCAGGGGGCAUCCUCAACCGCACGAGCAAAAUCCACCCAAUGCCCGUCCUCCUCUCACACACGCCAUAGCGAAGAGAAGAGAAAGAGAGAGAGGAGUUCUGGUCUUCCCUCUGCUUCCAUAUCCAUCAGGUCUCAGCCACUCAAGUCAGGUGGGAGGAAAUCACAAGAGGCUGUGCGCGCUGUUGCUGCUCCUCCUCGGUCUUCGCGUGGUUUUGCGGGGAUUUGACCGUGCCGACGCGAGACGGAUGUGCCGACAAAAGCGCCUGCCCCGAAGUUGGAUACCGUAAACUGAGCGAAGGGUUUACUCCUACCUAGUACCUUAAAGAGGAGCGCGACACGAGAACGCGAGCCCCGUGUUUUGCUGCGUUCGGAGCACCAUGAAGCUCCCGUGCUGGAUGGCGCUUGCGCUGCUGCUGCUGGCGCAGACUGCACUGGCACAGAGUCGCAUAUCUCGACCAAGCGAUGAUGAGAGUUCUGGAGAUGAAUUUUACGACGAUGAGGACUUAUUCUCUGGAUCCGGCUCUGGCUUUCCAGAUAUGGAUGUUAGUCCAACUGCAGCAGGUGUGGCUGUCACUACAGAAGAGACCCUCCCACUUUCUACCACACAGGCCACUGGCCCCGCCCCCUCAGCCUCCCCCGCCGCAGAGCCGAGUAGCCCACCUCCACCUGAGGUAGAACGUGAGAGUGGCUUGGGACAAGAUGUAGACGGAGACAGCAAAUUGGAGAUGGAGAUUGAGAAAAAGUGGGAGGAGCUUGAGGAAGAGGAAAUGAGACAGUCGAAGGAACAGGAUAGAGAACAGGAAUCUGAGAUCGUAAUAAGGUUGGAUGCUGAUAAAGUGCAAGACGGAGAGGAGGAACAAGAGAGGUCCAAAGCUACGGUUGCCCCCCGGCUGACUGAUGUUCCUGUAGUGUUCGUGGACUCAUCCACCACACUGAGUGAGACUACAGUGGCCACUAGUGACCCGGAGGACCUCGCCACCACAGAAGAAGAGGAGGAUCUAUACAUUACUACAGAAACCAUCAUGUUAGAGCCAUCUAGCACACCGGAGACAACAGCAGAUGACAUCACAACCACUGAGGUCAUCCCCACCACCGUUGAGUCCACCACUGCUAAGCCAACCAGACCACGUCCUGCCCCGACCACUCCGAGCACUGCCCCCGUGCACCCCCGGAAACCACACACUACCCCCAGUAGAGCCGCCCCCACUGAGAGCAGCACUCGUUCAGUGAUGAGCACAACACAGACACAAGCACCAGAUGAAACUGUAAAUAAUGAAGUUGCAGGACCAAAUCCAAGUGGUGAUUUUGAAAUCCGCGAGAAUGAAGGUCGCCAAGGCAACGAGAUCGGGAGAGGCAAAGGGGCGACUGGCGUGGCAGGAGAACCAGAUCUGACUGGUAACACAGUAGAUGCUGCUGGAAGCUCAGCCGCUCAACUUCCACAGAAGAACAUCCUUGAGAGGAAGGAAGUUUUGAUAGCGGUGAUUGUCGGAGGUGUAGUCGGAGCACUCUUUGCAGCAUUCCUCGUAAUGUUACUCGUCUACCGGAUGAAAAAGAAAGAUGAAGGCAGCUACACAUUGGAGGAGCCUAAACAAGCCACCGUCACCUACCAGAAACCGGACAAGCAGGAAGAAUUCUACGCCUAACAUUCAUACGUACAACCUCCUUCAUCUCUCCAACCUUGUCCCGUCUCUAUCUGACCCCCUCCUCCUUUCUUUUCAUAUCACCCCUUUUCCUUAGAUCCCUUUCUUCCCGCGUUUCCCCAUGAGAGUGCCUCUCAUUCCAUGGACUUGGAACUUUCUUUUCCAAAA
Messenger RNA from Sinocyclocheilus anshuiensis, 1952 nucleotides. Its product is annotated as syndecan-3-like. Gene Ontology annotation, cellular component: cell surface; membrane. Lineage: Eukaryota; Metazoa; Chordata; Actinopteri; Cypriniformes; Cyprinidae. The record is from RefSeq and is a predicted model, not a curated record. The coding region runs from base 522 to 1787 and encodes 421 amino acids. The transcript has 5 exons. Gene Ontology annotation, biological process: cell migration.